AUUUUCGCUGCGUAUAUCCUGCGGUCUGAAGAUUUGUCUGCAGCACCGUGAGGGGUAGGAGUUUUGGUUGGUUAUUCACAGAACCGUGGUUCACUGACCACCUCUAGCAUGUACCUGAUCUGGAAAUGAAGGGCAUCCGCAGCACGGAAACCGACAACCAACCCAACGGCCCGGUACCAAAAUUGAUUAGUCGCGUCACUGUCCAGGCUGCUGGGGAUAAUAACCCAAACGAUGAUUACGAAGAAGACAAAGGUGAUUUUGUAACCGACGACACGCAAUAUGUGGCUAACAAGAAGCAGAUUGACUGGAAGCAGUACGACAAAUGCAAGAGGUGGCUAAGAGAGGUGGAAGGAGACAAAUAAAGCGUAAAGGUUCUGUUGGCUGAUUUGUGAUCUCGUUUGUCUGUUGUAUCUAGCCUGGGGUUGGCAUCAUCGUUGCCAAAGAACGCUCGUGU
Messenger RNA from Macroventuria anomochaeta, 454 nucleotides. RefSeq lists its product as uncharacterized. The transcript has a single exon. Lineage: Eukaryota; Fungi; Ascomycota; Dothideomycetes; Pleosporales; Didymellaceae. The record is from RefSeq and is a predicted model, not a curated record. Bases 126 to 362 code for a protein of 78 amino acids.